AUGCUGCUCCACAUCUUCCAGGCUGUGAUUCCUGCGCUUCUAUUCUCAACGCUGGCCGAUGCUGUACCUGCUCAUGAUCCAACAAUACCCGAAUACGUACCAGUCACUGGUUCUCUUCUGCCGGUAGUCAAGGAAAGUUUAUCGUCAACACCAACAAAUCUACGCACGCCCACACCCACGCCCACACCCAAGCCUCUUCCUGCAAAUGCACCCAUUGAUGCAGGGCCUAUACCAGAAUAUGUCCCCGUCGGCGCACCCCUUUUGCCUGUUGCACCUCCCUCCAGACCAGUAAAUACUGGUAAAGAACCCUCACCACCGAUUCUUGCAUCACCCAGUCCGUUACCAGCCCACUCAGUACCAGUCAACAACUCAGCACCAGCCAACUCUCCCAACAAUUCUGUGGACAAACCUAUUCCAGAAUACGUCCCUGUGGGCGCUCCUCUGCUACCUGUCGCCCCUCCCACCAGACCAGUGCAAACCAAACCAGCAAAUACUACAGAAAAUACCCCAACAGCCGUUCCGAAUGUCGCUGCGCCGCCUCCACCAGCCAAAAUUCCCGACAAUGCAUCACCACUUCCAGAAUUCACACCCCCAGGUGGAAAUCUUUUACCUGUAGCCGAACCCACAAACAAACCUCAGAAACCCGGGACGCCAGUUCCAACAACUCCAACUGCCUCACCACAGCCUACAGAUGCCCCCCCAACCAGAUUUACUUUACCCGGCGAGGGCCAAUUAGUUCCAAUCGCAACUAUCACCAUGUCGCCUUUACCUGUUGCCACAGGUGAAGCUCCACCAUUUGCCAAGGCUACUACGCUUCCACAAUUGCUCAGUAUGAUCGGGGAAUAUCUUGGUAUAGUGGAUGAUAGCCCAGCUCCCGCUCCCGCCCCCAAAGGCGCCAAGGAUAUUGAAAGUGCCAGGCCGGUCGGAUAUACUGAAGAUACUAAAGACUCUGAAUAG
Hymenoscyphus albidus is the source of this 957-nucleotide messenger RNA. NCBI's taxonomy places the organism in Eukaryota, Fungi, Ascomycota, Leotiomycetes, Helotiales, Helotiaceae. The record is from the annotation of a GenBank genome assembly.